UCUGUCGGCAACAAAAGAAAACUGAUUGGGAAAAUGAAGAACUUCUGGAAAAUUCCAGUUUUCUUCUUUGCAUGCAGUUUCCUCGGACACUGGGCAUCUGCAACUGUCAAGCGCCGCCCAAGGUUUCCUGUCAAUUCAGAUUCUAAUGGUGAAAAUGAAUUGUGUCCGAAAAUCAGGAUUGGGCAAGAUGAUUUACCAGGGUUUGACUUGAUUUCUCAGUUCCAGGUAGAUAAAGCAGCAUCCAGAAGAGCUAUCCAAAGAGUUGUGGGAUCGACUCCAUUACAAGUGGCUUACAAACUGGGAAAUAAUGUAGACUUCAGGAUUCCAACCAGGCAUUUAUAUCCCAGUGGGCUGCCUGAAGAAUACUCCUUUUUAACUACUUUUCGGAUGACUGGAAGCACACUUGAAAAGAACUGGAGCAUUUGGCAGAUUCAGGAUUCCUCAGGGAAGGAGCAAGUUGGCGUGAAGAUUAAUGGCCAAACAAAAUCUGUUGCAUUUUCAUACAAAGGACUGGAUGGAAGUCUCCAAACCGCAGCCUUUUCAAAUUUGCCCUCCUUGUUUAAUUCCCAGUGGCAUAAGAUUAUGAUUGGUGUGGAAAGGAGUAGUGCUACUCUUUUUGUUGACUGCAACAGGAUUGAAUCCUUACCUAUAAAGCCAAGAGGCCAAAUCAGUGUCGAUGGUUUUGCAGUGCUGGGAAAACUUGCAGAUAAUCCUCAAGUUUCUGUUCCGUUUGAACUUCAAUGGAUGCUGAUACAUUGUGACCCACUGCGACCCAGCAGAGAAACUUGCCAUGAGCUUCCACCCAGGAUAACGCCCAGCCAGAUCCCUGACCAGCGAGGUCCCCCUGGCGAGCAGGGUCCUCCCGGGCCUCCCGGUCCCCCUGGAGUUCCAGGCAUCGAUGGCAUCGACGGUGACCGAGGUCCAAAGGGUCCCCCGGGACCUCCGGGUCCUGUUGGAGAACCGGGAAAGCCAGGAGCUCCGGGCAAGCCUGGCACGCCAGGUGCUGAUGGAUUAACUGGACCUGAUGGAUCCCCUGGCUCUGUUGGACCAAGAGGACUAAAAGGAGAACCUGGUGUCCCGGGAUCUCGUGGAUUUCCAGGCCGUGGUAUUCCUGGACCUCCUGGUCCUCCUGGGUCAGCAGGUCUCCCUGGAGAGCUUGGCCGUGUUGGACCAAUUGGUGACCCUGGGAGAAGAGGACCACCUGGACCUCCUGGCCCCCCGGGACCCAGUGGAACAAUUGGCUUUCAUGAUGGAGAUCCAUUGUGUCCCAAUUCCUGUCCACCAGGUCGCUCAGGAUAUCCAGGCAUACCAGGCAUGAGGGGUCAUAAAGGGCCUAAAGGAGAAAUUGGUGAACCUGGAAGACAAGGGCACAAGGGUGAAGAAGGUGAACAGGGAGAACCAGGAGAAGUGGGAGCUUCAGGACCUCCGGGAGCUCAAGGAUUGAGAGGCAUCACCGGCAUAAUUGGGGCCAAAGGGGAAAAAGGUGCUCGGGGCUUAGAUGGAGAACCUGGGCCUCGAGGCAUCCCUGGUGCACCUGGUGAUCAAGGACAGCGAGGACCUCCAGGAGAAGCAGGUCCCAAGGGAGAUAGAGGAGCUCAAGGUCCUAGAGGAAUUCCUGGCGUCCCUGGGUCCAAAGGAGAUACGGGCUUGCCAGGUGUGGAUGGCCAUGACGGGAUACCUGGAAUACCUGGAACAAAGGGUGACCCAGGGAAACCUGGACCUCCUGGUGAUGCAGGAUUGCAGGGGUUUCCUGGUGUGCCUGGAAUUCCUGGUGCAAAGGGUGUUGCUGGUGAAAAGGGUAACACAGGUGCUCCUGGGAAGCCUGGUCAACUGGGGAAUUCAGGCAAACCGGGCCAACAGGGGCCACCAGGAGAGGUUGGACCACCAGGACCCCGGGGACAUCCUGGCAGUAGAGGAGAAACAGGACCAGAAGGAGCCCCAGGCAUACCAGGUAAACUGGGUCCUAUUGGUAACCCUGGCUUCAAUGGCUUGCCUGGCCCCCCUGGACUUCCUGGAAUGAAAGGUGACAGGGGAGUAGUCGGUGAACCUGGUCCAAAGGGUGAACAGGGUCCCCCUGGUGAAGAAGGUGAAGCAGGAGAAAGGGGUGAAUUUGGAGACAUGGGAUUACAGGGCCAAAAGGGAGCUGUGGGCAACCCUGGCGAUCCAGGCUUGAGGGGGCCUGAAGGAGGUCGGGGUCUUCCUGGAGUGGAAGGACCAAAAGGACCGCCUGGACCACGAGGCGUGCAGGGAGAACAGGGUGUCACCGGCCUGCCUGGUAUCGAGGGCCCUCCAGGGAGAGCUCCAACAGACCAGUACAUUAAGCAGGUUUGCAUGAGAGUCUUGCAAGAACAUCUUGCUGAGAUGGCUGCUAGUCUCAAGCGUCCAGACACGGGAGCUUCCGGUCUCCCUGGGAAACCUGGACUACCUGGUCCCCCAGGACCCCCUGGACAGAACGGUUUCCCAGGCCACAUAGGACUUCGUGGCCUCCCAGGGAUUAAAGGUCCCCCUGGUGCUCUUGGUUUGAGGGGACCUAAAGGUGACUUGGGAGAAAGGGGAGAACGUGGCCCUCCAGGAAGAGGUCCCAAAGGUUUGCCCGGAGCGAUAGGUCUCCCAGGUGAGCCAGGUGCUGCCGUCUUUGGGAAGAACGGCCGGGAUGGUGAGCGAGGCCGUCCAGGGGUGGCAGGAAUUCCUGGUGUGCCCGGCCCCCCUGGUCCUGCGGGCCCUGCUGGUUUCUGCGAGCCAGCCGCCUGCACCGUGCAUCCUGGUCAACGAGCCUUAGGCAAAGGGCCAACUAAGUGAAAGGCUUAGUGCUGCUUGGCCGUCCCACGAACCAUGGCUGGAAAAGGAGCUUGGUGGAGAAACACUACCCAAAGCCUGGGCAAGAGAGGACAGCACACUACCUUCAACAUUAUACAGAAGUCCUACCGGAUGAUCAGAUUUAAAACGAUGGUGCUAUUCAAUAAAUCCUCUUUCUUUUCCCUUGGAGGGGAGACAGCAGAGUCAUUGGUUAAAAAACAAAACAAAAAAAAACCCCUUUAAAUUUAUAAUCCUGUUCCUAGGACCUUGAACUUCAGUGUGCUAUACAUAUGUGAUAUAUUGUGGGCCACUGUGCCAAUAAACAAAAACAACUAUUUGGUGUACCUCAGUUGCAGUAGUUAUUUUCAUUUUUUAUUUAGAUGUUGCUCUCAGAUUAUUGUUUAGCUACUUAGAGGGUUACAGACUAAUUAUGAAGAAACCCCACUACAGUCAGUAGAACUGGUGCUUAAAAUCCCCAUUGAUGUGCUGUCUCGGGAAUGGCAAGAAAGCUCUGUGCCACGGAGAAUGAUACCCGUACAGCACACGUUGGGUUUCACAGUCAGCCUGAAUUUUUGUUGAACUGUACUGUAUCCCAAACCUAUAAACAUUUUGAGUUCUUCUAUGUGAAAGCAAAGAAGGAAUUUUACUAUCUUGCCAUUCGUAAGAUUUGUUGAUGAGAUUAUUUAUUUUAAAAGUUUGAGGUAACAUCUCUGGUUGUACCAAAGAAGAAAUAAAUAUGGUUUCUUAAUCUCUUGCAUGUUUUCUUGUAAAUAAUCAUGGUCAAUAAAAAGAAGUCACUGAACUUAUUUAGAUACAUUAAAACAUUUACAUUAUUGGUAUUUUUAUAGGCAUAUGUUUAUAAUAUUAGUGCUUUUUUUCUACAGAGAAAUCAAAAGACUUUACUAUUCCCCUGAAGAUGUUACCCAGUGACAGAAAUUCUUUCUAUAUAUGUGUGUGUGUGGUGUAGGGCGGGAAGCUUCAUGGACCUUUUUGAAAGUCUAAUGAAAGUUAUGGACUCAAACCCCAGAAAAAUGCACAAAUGCAUAUGCGCAAACAGUUCGCAGACUACUUCAGAGACUUCAUGGAUCCCCUAAGUCUAGCCUUGCUCGGUUUCUAGGUUAGGAACCGUUGGCUUCAUUUCAACGGUUUGUUAGCUCCUUCCUAUUUAGAACUUCACUGCUGCAAAAGUGGUUUUUGUUUCACCAGUGUUCUUAUACACAUUAUAUAAAGGCAGCUCGGCUCAAACACUGUAUUCUUAUCAGUUAGAUAGGUAUUGCCUGACCACUCAAGCGCUUUAUUACUAUUUACAUACUCACAUUGGCUUGCUGUUUUAUCAACAUCUAUAUACACUAUCGAUCAGACUUAAUAUAUUCAUUUUAUGUUACAGUGCGUAUGAGUGACUUGUCCCAGGGCAUAGCGCAGUGCACAAAACAGUCAAUAUUUUCAGUUAGUUUAUGGAACUCAAUUCUCUUGAGUCAAGGGAGAGUGAGCCCUAAAAGGAUUUCUAACAUCACUUUUUUUUUCUCGUGUGUACAUUCUAUACAUUUAAAAAAUUUAGCCCUAUUUCUUUGGUCAAAUUAAUCAUCAUGUAAUGUGUGUUUGGAGUUUCUUCAAACUGUUUUUGGCAUCUCGUUUGUAUGUCUGGCAUGGAUUGUGCUUAAGGAGAAUGACUCAGCUCAACGUGGCUCCGUAGGU
This is a messenger RNA of Rhinolophus ferrumequinum (greater horseshoe bat), 4491 nucleotides long. RefSeq names its product collagen type IX alpha 1 chain (gene COL9A1). The transcript has 38 exons. The record is from RefSeq and is a predicted model, not a curated record. The coding region runs from base 34 to 2799 and encodes 921 amino acids. NCBI's taxonomy places the organism in Eukaryota, Metazoa, Chordata, Mammalia, Chiroptera, Rhinolophidae.